CUGCAUGGAAACAUAACAAUUCAAGGCUUGCGGUUGGCAAACACCAGUAGAUUUGAAAGCUGCCUUUGUUUUGUAAAUCCUUUAAUUUUAUCACAAGGAACUUUAGUUUCGUUUGAGCGCGAUCAUCUGACGAAGAGAUGUCAUUCCUCAAGUCACUAAUAUUUUGUUUUAUGAUGUAACUCUCUCCAUGUGUGUUUCUCAGCAAAAGAUUUUAGUUCUUUAUUACUGGGAUUUGAAUGCUAACAUUCCUUCGGUAACUAAUAUUUUGUUAGGCUAUUUUCCUAUCUUUCUUGCUUGAAUUUAUUAAAAAUUUCCAUGCUGAUAUUGAUUAUUCUUCAACUUUACUCUUGUUUUUAAUCAGAAGUGAUCGGUACUAGAUGAUUGUUGCCAGGAAGCAAAUGAAUAUGAAACUGUUCUUGCUUAGGGAAGCAAACACAAUUAGAAGUAGUAUAACUUGUGUUUGCCCAAAUUAAUGUUUUUCUUAGUAAGCUUGAUAGUUCCUUCUGUGGACGUAUCAACAUGUUUAAUUAAGAGGGUAUUUAUUA
Molecule: messenger RNA, 545 nt
Organism: Rubroshorea leprosula
Lineage: Eukaryota; Viridiplantae; Streptophyta; Magnoliopsida; Malvales; Dipterocarpaceae
Source: the annotation of a GenBank genome assembly